CAACUUUAUUUCAGUACAUACAGUGGCUAUGUAAGGUUUGUCAUUAACCAUCUACAUGGCCCAUCAAUGGAAAGAGAUCCCAAUCGCUGUUUGAAUUUCAGUGGUGGGCCAUUUUUAGCACAAUAGUGACACUACAAAUUAGCAGCAUAUUCAGCCAUUCCUUGUUGGAUUUGCUAGUGUGCUUUCAGUUCAACUUCAACUUUUGGACAGAUGGCCUCACAUCAUCUCCAAGCAUUCUUUGAUAUGAUGCAGAAUUCAUAGUUAACUCAAUGAAUGCAAGCUGUCCAGUCCCUGAGCCAGGGAAGCAACCCCAAACCAUAACAUUUCCACCACCGUGCUUCACAGUUAGUAUGAGGCGCUUCUUUUGAAAAGCUGUCUUUUUUCUGUGCCAAACAUGUCUGCUGUUACUGUGGCCAAUUGGCAAACUGCAUUGAAUGCUGCAAAGAAAGUGUAGUCUUGCAAAGGCUUUUUCCUGGGAUGCCUCCCAUGAAGGUCAAAUUUGUGCAAUCUCUUUCUGAUUGUAGAAGCAUGCACUUUGACACCAACAGUUGCAAGACUUACUAACAGAUGCUGUGAUUAAAUUUUGGGUUGUUGGAGCCUUCUCUUUGCAUCAGAUGGUCUGCAUUUGGGCUGAAUUUGCUGUGAAUGGCCAGUCCUGGACAAAUUGACAGUUGUCUGAAAUCUGCACUAUUUGUAGAUUAUUUUCCUUACAGUGGAACGGUGUAUUUCAAAUAAUUUGGAGAUUUUUUUUAGCCCUUGCCAGACUCGUAGGCAUCCACAACCUUUUUUUUUUUUUUCUUUUUCUUGAAGGCCUUACAGAACUUUAGAUCUUGGCAUGAUGGCACCACCCAUCUCAAUAGCAAAUGGAACACGGGAUGUGAGUGGUAUAAAUAAGACGGUUCCACCUGCACUCCCUAAACAGGUUCUAAUCACUGGCACCCAAUCUUGAACACCUGAUUCUAAUUUUAUGGAUGUGAAGGUGGAGUGAUAAAUGUAGGGGUGUACUUACUUUUUCCGUGUAACUGAACUGUUUUUAUGUUAAUUUAAAUUGUUAAUUUAAAUACUAUCACCUUUAUCAAUAGGCCACUGAUUCUUAAGAUAAGGGACAAAACAGGUUUUAGAAAUUAGUUUAUAUUUUUUAAUACUACAUUAAUUAGAAAUUGAUAUUUGUAGACAAAGGAAAAUGCUUUUUUCUAAAAAUUUACAUUUAUUCACUUCAUAACUUAAUUUGUCAUCUCCGUCAGCCACACUGAAAAGCAUGCGAUUUUAAUUUCAUCCAUCCAACAAGAAUGUAAAGUCCUCAAUUAUCUAUUAAUGAUGUUCACUAAAGGAGUUAAGUGAUAAAAUACAUUCUCUACAUUUUUUUCUUUUUUCACACUGUUAUGAAAAAUCCAAUUCCUAAAAUCCUUAAUUCUCUACCCUCCUUUUUAAUAUCAAACAUAUAUAAUCAAUGUUCUUAGGCAAACAAGACAUAUCAUGUAGUUCAGUUAGUGUUUUAAUUAUUAACACUAAAUUGAAACAAAGAAUAAAAUAUUUAUUUCAAAAUGAACAAAAACCUUCAUCUGAUGGUGAUGACAUAACUGACAGAGAUGGCAAAGGACCAACUGAGAAUCCUUCCAGUGCUUUUCUCUUUGUAGCAGUAUGUCUCAUUCUGGGUCUCUGGUGGCUCACUGGAAAAACAGAAGAAGCUGAAGAAGUUCAGUGUAAUAGUAAGCAUUAUUACGUGACAUCUUGUAGUGUCAACAGAAAUCUUCUCUAUUCAAUAGGAAUACAAGGGAUCUAUAGCCUGUUUAUCAAUCAUCUAGCUGAAUGGUUACUUUCGAACUUCUCCGAUACCUCUGCUCCCUAUAGUCCAGUUCAACGAUUUGAUUAGCUUUUUUGUCCCUUUUCUUCCAACUUUGUCGUUCCGUCUCUAGAAUCUCCCUCCUGCUUUCUGGGUCUCUGAUUAAUUUCUCUCUUCUCUUUCUUUUAUACUCCAAACAACAUUAGAAUAAUUCCCCAUAUUCAAAAAUAAUAUCAUUAUAUAAAGAGUUUUGUGAGCACUUGUCAACUCCGUCAGCUUGCGACGAGACGCACUCUGGGCCCGCCAUGGAGCUGAGGUGGGGUACUGUCGUGACGGACCGUCAGCCGGCGCACAAGGUAUUAAAAUCGCUCCUUCCCCGACUACCGUGCUGGCGCGGAAGAGACAGCCCCGCAUCAAGAACAAUAACAGCCCGGAAGCACGUAGUGGUAGGGCGGAGCCGCCGACACACCCCCGGCCAGGGAUUGGUGGACCGAUCGGGAAACAUCCACCAUCCAGCAAAUGAGGGGAGAGGACGAGUCAGAUCCAGACGAGGCCUCCGCUCUCUGACUAUACACGCGGCGUUGCUUGACGGCGCAGAAGAGCCCUCGUUCAUCCGGGAAGCCCGGCGCGACCCCGAAAGAAUCCUGCAACUACAGCCCGCACGCAAACACACGCGCACAUGUGUGUCUGUGCUCCACCCAUCAUGGGCUACUACCCUACACUGGUGGAGGAUGCGGGCAUGAGCACAGACCCACCCAUCUUAAAAAAAAAGGGGGGGGGAUUUUCCUUUGUUUUGGUUCCCCCCAUCCCACGUGAGGUCAGUGAGAAGCAUGGACCCCACGCUACGACGCCUUCUGGAGGUCAGCAUCCAGCAACAAACAGUCACACAGCAGCUCGCCCACAGCCUACAAGCCGCGACACAAGAACUAGUGGCCUUGAGAACAGCGACUCUCACCGCCGCUACGCCCCUCCCCGAUCCGAGCCACGAGAUCCGGCGCCUGCUUCCCCCUCUAACCCCCGAAGAGGACCUUGAGGCCUACUUCGAGACCUUUGAGUGCAUCACCCGCCGCGAAGACUGGGACCACGACGAAUGGCCAUGCAUCCUCGGCCCGCUGCUCUCGGGGGAGGCGCGCACAGCCUAUUACGCCCUCACCCCGGAGGAAGCAGCUGAUUAUGGGGAGAUGAAAAAGGGAAUACUCCGCAUGGUGUGGGCGGACUCCCCACCAAGCAGCGGCGGAGUUCCAUCGGUGGGCUUAUCGGCCGGGGGCCAGACCAUACGAGCAGCUGAACACCCUCAUCCACACAACCAAGAGGUGGCUUCAGCCGGACAUACACACCGCCACCGAGGUGGCAGAAAAGGUGGCCAUGGACCGGUUUUUAAGGGCUCUACCACCAACGGAACACCAGGUCGUGGGGGUACAUGUGCCAGGGAUGCCCCAGGAGCUCCUAGCCACCCUGGAGCGCGCAUUGGCCACCCUGGAACUCGGCCGGGAAGAACGGCGAACCCGUAG
Ictalurus furcatus (blue catfish) is the source of this 3294-nucleotide messenger RNA. RefSeq names its product terminal nucleotidyltransferase 4A-like. The transcript is spliced from 4 exons. Bases 2614 to 3294 code for a protein of 226 amino acids. NCBI's taxonomy places the organism in Eukaryota, Metazoa, Chordata, Actinopteri, Siluriformes, Ictaluridae. The record is from RefSeq and is a predicted model, not a curated record.